AUGGAAGCUCAAUUCCUCACCGCAGGCAUAACUGCAGAUGACACAAGAUAUAAUUAUGUGAUACAAUGCCUUGACGACGACUUUUUGUCUUCCGAAGUUAGCGAUAUCAUACUCAAUCCGCCCGUGAUGGAUAGCGCCGAAAAGAAACUGCGUAGAUUAUUAAACGAGAUUGACCUAGGUGAUCGCCGCCCGUCGCAUGCUAUCUUGUUUAUGCGAGAUCUCGCGCAAAAUGGCGCAUCAGAAGAGGUGCUCAAAUCCUUAUGGCUACAACGCUUACCACAACAAGUGCAGGGUAUACUAGCGUCUAGCAAGCACGAACUCGAAGAGCUAUCGCAACUAGCAGACCGAAUAACGGACGUGCUAUCCACCGGCGUUAAUGCCGUCGCAACGGUUGCGCCGACGAAAACUAGUUCGGUAGAUCCGCAAAUAUCCGCGCUUAUAGAUCGGGUAGAUAAAUUGGUAGUUCAUUUAUCGCGUGACAGAUCACGGGCCUCGCGAAAUUCUCGCAGAAGCCGUUCAAGGUCACAAUCUAAGAACAAGCCGUGCUGGUAUCAUCGACGUUUCGGCGGUAACGCAGUCAAGUGUACGCAACCCUGCAGCUGGAAGCCGAAAGAAUCAACGGAACAGGAAAACUAG
This is a messenger RNA of Acromyrmex echinatior (Panamanian leafcutter ant), 636 nucleotides long. RefSeq lists its product as uncharacterized. The record is from RefSeq and is a predicted model, not a curated record. NCBI's taxonomy places the organism in Eukaryota, Metazoa, Arthropoda, Insecta, Hymenoptera, Formicidae.